AUGUUAAUUGAUAUUUAUAUAUUUAGGAAAAAAACUAUAGCAUCAACAUUAUUGUCAAAUAGUUCAUCACCAACAACAGUAGUCGUUGAACAACAUCAUCGCUAUUUUCCUUCUACUUCGUCUACAAUACCCUCCUGUUCGGUGCUGAUUUUUUCAGUUGCCGAUAUUCUUUUUCGAUUUACAGAGGGUUUUGUUGGUCAAGUUGAAGAAGUGCAUAAGUAUUGUUUCCGUAAAAUUAUGAGCUCACGUCAUUCAAAUCAAGAAAACUCAUCAAUUUACGAAAGUAAUCGAUCACGCCGUCAACAACCAACACCUUCAAAUAUACCUUCCAAUCAACAAGAACCAUUGAAUUCAUCUCCUUCACAUAGUGAUCAAGCCUCAAAAGCCUGUUGUUUUUGUUGGUGUUGCUGUUGUUCCUGUUCGUGAUGGAUUAUGGAAUCCGAACAGUAUCCGUCAUCAUUUUUGUCACAUCAACAUGACUUUUCAAGUCUAGUUUCGUGGCCAUAUUAUUGGCAUCCAGAAUCAUUUAACAUAACAACAAAUCAUAUUUCAAUAUCUCCUAAUUCAAAACUUUUCAAUAAACAAAUGACUCAAGUUGUACCAGAACAUGUGGCGCGUGCCAAACUCAGUGGUAAUAUAAAUAAUAAUAAUAAUAAUGAUAAUAAUAUUCGAAAAGAAACUAAUGGUACAUAUAAAACUCGAAGACAACGUUCAGUACCUGCUACAUCAAGUACAAUAUCUGUCACAUGUGAUACAGAUACAUCUCAACGAUCUUAUAAUACUUGUCAUCGACAAUCAUCAUCAUCAUCAGCAUCAUCAUCAGUAUCAGCAUCAAAAAAAUCCAUGAUGUCAAAAAAUAAUUUAACUGUAUCACAUUCAUCAUCAGCUUUAAUGAAUAUAAAUGUUCAUUCUCCUACAACAUUAUUUCGUAAUGAUCGUCGAUAUAAAUCAAAUGAUAAUAAUAGUUCAUCAUCAAUAUCAAGUAGUUUAACAACAACAUCAGGAAUAAAUAUUGUACAUGAUAAAUCAACAUUAACAUCAUCUAUAUCAACAAUAUCAAUAUCAAAUAAAAAUUUAUUAAAAACAACAGAUAUUGAAUGUACAAAUAUUUCUAUUGGUAGUGAAAUAAAUAAUUCAACUAAAAAUCUUUCAACUAGACAUAAAUCAACAUCAUUUGAUGAUGAUCGUCAUCAUCAUCAACAACAACAACAACAACAUCGUCAUAGUCAUAAUCAAUUGCGUACAAAUCAAAAUCGUAGAAUCGGAAAAAGUGUUCUUGAACAUCUUGUUUUUGUCUUUCCUGAAAAUGUUCGAAGAAUGCUUACGGGAACAAAAAAUUUAACCGUGCGCACUGACGAUACCCCUCCACCAGCUGAACCUAUUGAUCUAGGAGAACCACCAUCCGUUGAAGAAUUAAAAAGUUGGGCAGAAUCCUUUGAUAAAUUAAUGCUUAGUCCUGCUGGUCGCCGUUAUUUUCGUGAUUUUUUACGAUCAGAAUAUAGUGAAGAAAAUUUUCUAUUUUGGAUGUCUUGUGAAUCGUUGAAAAACGAGCAAAAUCCUGAGAUAAUCGAAGAAAAAGCACGAUUAAUCUAUGAAGAUUAUAUAUCAAUAUUAUCUCCGAAAGAGGUAAGUUUAGAUAGUCGAGUACGUGAAGUAAUCAAUAAAAAUAUGGUUGAACCAUCACCACAUACAUUCGAUGAAGCCCAAUUACAAAUAUAUACUUUAAUGCAUCGUGACUCCUAUCCACGUUUUAUUAAUUCACAAAUGUACCGGCGACUACUACGUAAUGAAGGCACAAACACUUGA
This is a messenger RNA of Rotaria sp. Silwood1, 1806 nucleotides long. The record is from the annotation of a GenBank genome assembly. NCBI's taxonomy places the organism in Eukaryota, Metazoa, Rotifera, Eurotatoria, Philodinida, Philodinidae.